AUGGUGAGGUCAAGUGGAAACAGCAAUGGCCACCAUGAUCAUGAGCUCCAAGCAACAUCAGUACUUAACGUGACCAAAUUCAAGUGUGGAGGAUUUGCGCUAGGACUGGCCUUCAGUCACUUUGUGGCCGACGGAAUAUCAGCAGUCGAAUUCAUCAACUCGUGGGGGAAGACUGCCCGCGGGCUUCCAUUAUCAUUGCCACCAUUUCUCGAUCGAACCCUACUCCGAGCUCGAACUCCACUCAGAGUCGAACACCACCACUCCGAGUAUGACACGUUACCGAACAUAUCAUCUAACCUGAUCACCGGCGAGAAAGUAGUCUACCGCUAUAUUCGGUUCGACCAGGACAUGAUCUGUAAGAUCAAGCAAGAAUCAAUGGCUCCUUAUAGCGAUCGAAAUGGAAGGAUGAUCACCAACAACAAAUGUUCGUCCUACGAGGCGAUCACGGCUUUCUUGUGGAAGGCUCGAGCCAAGGCACUCGGGAUGUCGGGCGACCAGCUCAUGAGGGUGCUCGUGGUCGUGAACGUCAGGGACAAGUUCGAGCCUCGGCUGCCAAAAGGGUACUUUGGCAAUGCCAUAAAGUACACGGCCGCCACGUGCCAGGCACGUGACCUUGUGGAACAACCAUUAUCCUAUGUUGUUGGAUUAGUUCAAGAGGCGAUUCGUCGAGUGAAUGAUGAACAUUUAAGAUCUACGAUGGAUUAUAAUGAAACAAGAAGGGCAAUCCGUCCAUUAGGGUUUACAUAUAUUUCGAGCACGUGGUCAAGAUUGGCUUUUGGUUCAACCAAUUUUGGUUGGGGCGAGCCUAUCUCAACCGGUCCAGUGGAACUUCCUGUUUCCUUCCUCGUCAAGAGAAAGGGAAGAUGUGUAUGUACGCGUUCAUGGGGUUGCCUGUCUCUGUCAUGA
Messenger RNA from Linum tenue, 906 nucleotides. NCBI's taxonomy places the organism in Eukaryota, Viridiplantae, Streptophyta, Magnoliopsida, Malpighiales, Linaceae. The record is from the annotation of a GenBank genome assembly.